ACCGAUGUGGAGAGAGAACUGUCUCCCCAGAGCCAUACAAAGCAGUGUGCUUACAGUGAUAAAAGAAUUUAAAACAGCAUACAGUUAACCCUUCGAUCGCCCCUCAUGUUAACCCCUUCCUGCCCAGUGUCCAUUAGUACAGUGUCAGUGCUUUUUUUUUUUAGCACUGAUCACUGUAUUGGUGUCACUGGGGAUGUCAGUGACACCAAGUCAGUUCCCCCCAGUGUCACAAUGCCCGCCAUAGUCCCCGCUAUAAGUCGUUGAUCGCUGCAAUUACUAGUGAAAAAAAAAAUCCAGUAUAUAUACCGUUAUUUGUAAACGCUAUAACUUUCACGUAAACCAAUUAAUUUA
Molecule: messenger RNA, 351 nt
Organism: Staurois parvus
Lineage: Eukaryota; Metazoa; Chordata; Amphibia; Anura; Ranidae
Source: the annotation of a GenBank genome assembly